UUUGUACUAGUACAAAAUCCAAACCCAUCCUAAUCGUGAUGGUCCAUCGCCUAGUCUCUCUCUCUGUCUCUUGAGAUCUCUGCGCAUAUGAAUACCGCCGUCUCCAUGGAGGCCUAGAGGGGCCAUCGAUAAGGAACUUAUCUCUAUUCCCAAAAACCCUAACCCGCUCCCGUUCAAAUCCCUUAAUUACCCUUCCCCCUCUCACCUAUGAAAAUUCUUUACCAAGUCAUUUCUUCCAGAGCUAACAUUCUAAAGCAUACCCAAACUCGCGUUCCUCGAUCACGAAUCCUCACUGUACAGCUUUCUUCAUCUCCGAUUCCAUACCUUUCUUUUCCUCAGAACCAACCGCAGCUCGUUGCACUAUAUGCUUCCUAGAAAGAGAGCUGUGGAAGGCCAGGUUGUUGACGGUAGAGACACUUGCGUUGAUCCGGAGAACUUGGUGAAGAAGCAGAGGACCGGUUGCUUGAUCUCAUCCGCAGCUAUAGAAAAGACUAGCGGGUCCUCAGGUACCAACAACACGGGGAACAGAAGCUCCACCACCAACGGUUGCUCUAGCGCCAGUAAGAGUGUUGGAGAACCGUCUCUGAAGGACAUGGCGUAUGAUGAUGGUAAUCCUCACGACAUCGACGAGGAUCUCCAUAGCAGGCAGCUUGCUGUCUAUGGUCGGGAGACAAUGCGUCGUCUUUUUGCUUCAAAUGUUCUCGUUUCUGGACUGCAAGGCCUAGGGGCUGAGAUUGCCAAGAAUCUUGUCCUUGCUGGGGUGAAGUCUGUCACAUUACAUGAUGAAGGAAAUGUGGAGCUGUGGGAUUUGUCAAGCAAUUUUAUAUUCUCAGAGACCGAUGUUGGUAAGAACAGGGCACUUGUUUCUGUACAGAAACUCCAAGAACUCAACAAUGCUGUUCUAGUCUCAACCUUGACCACAAAAUUAACAAAAGAAAGACUCUCUGAGUUUCAGGCUGUGGUGUUCACCGAUAUAAGUUUAGGAGAAGCAGUUGAGUUUAACAAUUAUUGUCAUACUCAUCAACCACCUAUAGCAUUCAUUAAAGCGGAUGUUAGAGGCCUUUUUGGUAGUGUGUUCUGUGAUUUUGGUCCCCAAUUCACAGUCUUUGAUGUUGACGGAGAGGAACCCCAUACGGGCAUCAUUGCUUCAGUCAGUAAUGAUAGCCCUGCCCAAGUAUCUUGUGUUGAUGAUGAGAGACUUGAGUUUCAGGAUGGGGAUUUAGUUGUCUUCUCUGAAAUUCGGGGCAUGACAGAAUUGAAUGAUGGAAAGCCAAGAAAGAUUCUAUCCUCCAGGCCUUACUCUUUCACACUUGAUGAAGAUUCAACAAAUUUUGGUGCUUAUGAAAGGGGUGGCAUUGUUACUCAGGUAAAACAACCAAAAGUUUUGAACUUCAAACCAUUGCGAGAAGCUCUUAAGGAUCCUGGAGAUUUUCUUCUCAGCGAUUUCUCGAAGUUCGACCGCCCUCCACUUCUGCAUUUAGCAUUUCAAGCACUAGAUCAGUUCAGGUCUGACUUUGAUCGUUUUCCCAUUGCUGGGUCUGAAGAUGAUGCAGUUAAACUUAUCUCUAUUGCCAAAGGUAUUAAUGAAAGUGCUGGAGAUUCAAAAGUUGAAAAUGUUGAUACAAAGCUUCUUAGAAGCUUCUCCUUUGGUGCUCGUGCUAUACUUAAUCCCAUGGCUGCGAUGUUUGGUGGUAUUGUUGGGCAGGAGGUUGUAAAGGCCUGCUCUGGAAAGUUUCAUCCUCUUUUUCAGUUCUUCUACUUUGACUCAGUGGAGUCGCUUCCAACUGAGACACUGGAAGCUAUUGAUUUCAUGCCUUUGAAUAGUCGGUAUGAUGCACAAAUUUCAGUUUUUGGGAAAAAAAUUCAAAAGAAGCUUGAAGAAGCCACAGUGUUUGUUGUCGGAUCUGGUGCAUUGGGAUGCGAGUUUCUAAAGAACUUAGCUCUCAUGGGAAUUUCUUGCAGCAGUCAAGGAAAGCUAACAGUAACUGAUGAUGACGUGAUAGAGAAAAGUAAUCUUAGCCGACAGUUUCUCUUCCGUGAUUGGAACAUUGGCCAGGCUAAAUCUACUGUUGCUGCUGUUGCCGCUACAUCAAUAAAUUCCAAGUUUAAUAUUGAAGCUCUCCAGAACCGUGUGGGUCCCGAGACUGAAAACGUGUUUGAUGAUACUUUUUGGGAGAAUCUUAGUGUUGUUGUGAAUGCCCUUGACAAUGUUAAUGCAAGGCUUUAUGUUGAUCAAAGAUGCUUGUAUUUCCAGAAGCCACUUCUUGAGUCGGGAACUCUUGGUGCCAAAUGUAACACUCAAAUGGUCAUCCCACACCUGACGGAAAACUAUGGUGCAUCACGUGAUCCUCCGGAGAGACAAGCACCAAUGUGCACUGUGCACUCUUUUCCACACAACAUUGACCAUUGCUUGACUUGGGCUCGUUCAGAGUUUGAGGGUCUGCUUGAAAAGACACCAGCCGAAGCAAAUGCUUAUCUCACUAAUCCGAGCGAGUACACAUCUGCACAGACAAAAUCUGGUGAUGCUCAAGCAAGAGAUAACUUGGAACGUGUUCUUGAGUGUCUUGACAAGGAAAGAUGUAAAACCUUUGAAAAUUGCAUUUCAUGGGCACGCCACAGGUUUGAAGAUUACUUUGCGAACCGUGUCAAACAAUUGAUAUUCACAUUUCCUGAGGAUGCUGCAACAAGUACUGGAGCCCCUUUCUGGUCUGCACCCAAGCGUUUUCCUCAACCCCUGCAGUACUCUUCAAAAGAUCAGAGCCAUCUCCAUUUUAUCAUGGCAGCUGCCAUAUUGCGUGCUGAGACAUUUGGAAUCCCCAUCCCAGUCUGGGCCACACAACCAAAGGAACUGGCUCAAGCUGUUGAUAGGAUCAUUGUCCCCGAGUUUAAACCCAAGGAAGGUGUGAAAAUCGUGACAGAUGAGAAGGCUACCAGUCUUUCAGCUGCUUCAAUUGAUGACUCUGUGGUUAUCAACGAACUCAUAAGGAAGCUGGAGCAGUGUCGGGAGAAUCUACCCUCAGACUUCAAGAUGAAACCUAUUCAAUUUGAGAAGGAUGAUGAUACAAACUACCAUAUGGAUCUCAUUGCUGGUCUUGCUAACAUGAGGGCUAGAAACUACAGCAUACCUGAAGUGGACAAGCUGAAAGCCAAAUUUAUUGCUGGGAGGAUUAUUCCUGCCAUUGCUACCUCCACAGCGAUGGCUACUGGCUUGGUUUGUCUUGAACUGUACAAGGUCCUUGCCGGGGGGCACAAGGUGGAAGACUAUCGCAACACGUUUGCCAACCUUGCACUGCCUCUUUUCUCGAUGGCUGAACCAGUUCCACCAAAGGUUAUCCAGCAUGGAGAUAUGAAAUGGACUGUUUGGGACCGAUGGGUUAUCAAGGACAACCCAACUCUCAAUCAGCUCAUUGAUUGGUUGAAAGAGAAGGGGCUGAAUGCGUACAGUAUUUCAUGUGGUAGCUGCCUGCUUUACAACCAGAUGUUCCCCAGGCACAGGGAUCGGAUGGACAAGAAGAUUGUUGACUUGGCAAGGGAUGUUGCCAAGCUGGAGUUGCCGCCAUAUCGCCGCCACUUGGAUGUCGUGGUGGCCUGUGAGGAUGAUAAUGGUGAUGACAUUGAUAUCCCUCUGGUUUCUGUUUACUACAAGUAGAGCGAGCUCUUUUUUAUUUCUCUGUCUCGGUUACUUUGAGUGACCUUUUUUCACUCCCAUGUCUAUGCUGACACUUGACAUUGUUCAACAACUUUGUUCUCAAAGUCAUAAAUCAGACUCAUUGUUGACUUGUUUUAUCUUCAUUGUUGACUUCUUUUAUCUUCACAUACUCAGUGAUGGCUUGGAUUCAAUGAUUCAUUUGAGAAUGCAUUAAGCAGCACAGUAGAUUC
Molecule: messenger RNA, 3879 nt
Organism: Cuscuta europaea
Lineage: Eukaryota; Viridiplantae; Streptophyta; Magnoliopsida; Solanales; Convolvulaceae
Source: the annotation of a GenBank genome assembly